Molecule: messenger RNA, 2178 nt
Organism: Cydia fagiglandana
Lineage: Eukaryota; Metazoa; Arthropoda; Insecta; Lepidoptera; Tortricidae
Exons: 2
Coding region: 1-2178 (725 amino acids)
Source: RefSeq, a predicted model, not a curated record
AUGAAUAGAUUGAAAUUCCGACCCGUGGCAAGAUACUGCGAGGAAAUCGAAGAGGACAAACACAUCUGCACGGACAACGAUGUAGUACAACAUCCAGCAGCAACAUGCAUAGAACAACUGAUGUUACUUAAAGAUAACAUAUCGAAAUGCAACCAGCAAACCAUCAAAACAGAAGACACAGUUAUACAGAAGAUUACAUCUGACCAUUGGCUUCUUUACACCAGAAAAAGAACAGUGAUAACCGAAACAUGCGGAGACGAGGUUUCGAAACACAACUUGGAGGGAACCUACAUAUUGACCCCAGCUAAAUACUGUGAGACGCAGAUAGAAGACAUCAUCAUGAAAGCAGUAACUAACACUACAAUUACCAACUACAUUUUACCCCCUGUUGUACUGCCGGAACUGCAAGCAGAGAUCCAGAAGAACGAGAACGAGGUAGAUCUGCGAGGCGUGGACUUCAGCGACGUAAAAGACAUUCUCAACAGCGUAAAAUAUAACAGUGAAAGUGAUUACAAUGGUGUUCUCACCGAGAUCCUAAAACUCGAGUGCACAUUGCCACUGCUUCAUAACUUCCUAGGGAAAUGCUGGGAAAAGGAGGUUUUGCCGCAGGAUAUGCGCGACGCAAAUAUCGUGACCUUAUACAAAGGGAAAGGUGACCGCGGCGACUGUAACUGCUACCGGGGUAUCUCCCUACUAAGCAUCGUCGGCAAACUUUUUGCAAGAGUAGUCCUUACUAAAUUGCAAAAACUUGCCGAACGCGUGUAUCCUGAGGCGCAGUGUGGCUUCCGUUCCCAGCGUUCAACUACGGACAUGAUUUUUACUCUCCGGCAACUUCAAGAGAAGUGCCGCGAACAGAACACUCCUCUGAUGAUCGCGUUCGUCGACCUAAACAAGGCCUUCGACACGGUCAGCAGAGAGGGACUGUAUGUGGCUCUAGAGAAAAUAGGAUGUCCCCCAAAGCUGUUGAGUCUUGUUAAAUCCUUUCACGAUGGCAUGAAAGGUUCCGUUGUCUUUAAUGGUCAACAGUCCGACUCGUUUGUGAUGCAAAGAGGGGUUCGGCAGGGCUGUGUUUUAGCACCAACGUUAUUCGGCAUAUUCUUUUCUCUGUUGCUAAAGGUUGCCUUUGGUAACACGCAGCAGGGAAUUCACCUACAUACAAGAGCCGACGGAAAUCUGUUUAAUGUCAAGCUUCUGAAGUCUCGACGCAAUCGCGAGGAUUUAUUUCUUGACAGUAUGCUCUUUGCCGACGACGCAGCUUUCGUAGCCGAAACUCCCCAAGAGCUCCAAGUUCUGCUGGACAAAUUUGCUUACGCUUGUACCCUAUUCUCUAUGUCGAUAAACACGAAGAAGACUGUAAUUCUAGCGCAAGGUUACUCUUUCCAGCCCUCCAUCUCGCUGGAAAGUGUACCCUUAGAGGUAGUCGAUAAGUUCUGCUACUUAGGGUCGACCGUGUCGAGCAACCUCUCUCUCGAUGCGGAGGUCAAUGUUCGCAUCGGCAAGGCGGCCACGACGUUCGGCAGGCUACGUACAAGAGUAUGGAAUAACAAACACCUUACGACAAAGACCAAGAUGACUGUAUACCAAACUUGUGUCUUGAGCAUACUCUUGUACGGGGCCGAAACCUGGACGUCGUACGCUAAUCAGGAACGAAGACUUAACACCUUCCACAUGCGCUGUCUUCGGAGUAUACUAAACAUAACAUGGAAAGAUAGGGUCACUAACGAAAGGGUGUUGGAGAUUGCUCAGCUUCCUAGCAUCACCGCGCUACUCAAACAGAGACGCUUGCAGUGGCUAGGGCAUGUGCAACGCAUGGACAGUGCUCGUUUACCCAGACAGACUAUGCUGAGCCAAAUUGCAGUAGGCAAGCGCAACGUCGGACGCCCAUUACUCCGCUUUAAGGACUGCGCAAAGCGCGACAUGGUUGCGUUUAACAUCAACUGCGACUCAUGGGAAGACCUAGCUCUAAACCGCGUGGAGUGGAGAAACAGCCUUCUAAGAGGUCGCGAAACCCAUGAUAGGUCCUGGUUUCAAGACUUGGCCCGAAAACGGGCAAUAAAACACAUGCGCGAUGAGGGUCGCCUCGAUGCGGAUCCUCAAUGCACUUUUAUUUGUCACAAAUGUGGGCGACUGUGCCGUUCAAGGAUCGGGUUAUAUAGCCACGAGCGACGCUGUCGCUAG